Nannizzia gypsea CBS 118893 is the source of this 2061-nucleotide messenger RNA. RefSeq lists its product as hypothetical. The record is from RefSeq and is a predicted model, not a curated record. The coding region runs from base 1 to 2061 and encodes 686 amino acids. Lineage: Eukaryota; Fungi; Ascomycota; Eurotiomycetes; Onygenales; Arthrodermataceae. The transcript is spliced from 2 exons.
AUGGCGAGCAAAAAACCAUCGUCCCCUACGCCAGCUGGCCGCAGGACGCCCUCGACCGAUGCUCAGACGAGCCCAGGCGGUGCUCGAAAGGCCUCUUCGCAGUCUCCUGCCGCGACGACGAAUGGCGUUGGCCGCUCACCCUCUACCAAAGGGUCACCAGGUCCCGUCUCAGCCCGUGCCGCAGCCGCGAGGAGGGCUGGGUUGGGCCGAUCCAACCUGAGCAUGAGCAGCGUGCCACGGAACUAUCCCCAUAAUAACGAGGACGAGGAAGCUCGCGCAGCCAACACGGCCCUGAUCGAAGAUCUCAAAGAGCAAGUUCAGAAGGCAGAGAUUGUCGCGGAUCAGUAUCGAAAACAGCUCGGCGUGCUGCAGAUGAGGCUGGACGACGCAGUCAGCGAGCAGACCCGGCUCGAGGAACAAGCACAUGAGAAAGACGGGCAGAUAAACCCUCUGCGUGACGAAAUCAAGGAGCUUCAGAGACAGAUCAGGGAUUUGGAGCAGAAGCAUGAGACCGAGCGUGAGUCGAUGAUGGCAGAUAAAGAGAACCAAGCAAAGAGGGAGGAAGAGCUUGAGGCUUCCAUUCAGCGGUUAAAAGAGACCAUUGCUCAAAAGGACCUUCGAAUGGGCGUUGACGGCGAACGCAAUCUAUCUCGCUCUCCGAGUUUCCGUAACCGCUCUUCGCCAGACCUAGAAAACGGACAGUUCGCCCCGUCCUCCUCUCAGCUUCAACGCAGUCCGUCCAGAAACAACUCAAAACUGAUUCUUCAGAAAGACAAGCUAAUCGAGUCACUACGGCUCGAACUGGCUGAGGCGCAGAUCAAGAUCGUCGAGAUGGAGAACCUGGGAGGUGGCCGCCAGCAAGAACUAGAACGCGAGCUCCUCGAGGCCCGCAUGGCCAACGCCCGUCUGAUGGAGGACAACGAGAGCUAUCAGCUUCUGCUCAGCGAGCGAACCCUCAAUGGGGACUUCACCAAGGGUGACUUUAUGCAUGAUGCCCACCCGCCUGCUGAUACGAACGGGACCAGUGGUUCUUCUCUGGCCGACGAGCUGGAUUCCAUCGGCGAGGGAGGCGAAGACAACGAGAAACGCAAGCUGGAAAGCGAGCUGAAGAGCUACAAGGACCAGAACAAGGCUCUUAGCCUGUACAUCGAACGUAUCAUUGGUAGAUUGCUACAGCAUGAAGGCUUCGAGCAUAUCCUCGACAAGAGUGACGCCGAUAACUCCGGCCCCAAGGGUGGAAACAAGGACAAGGAACUGCCUCCUCCGCCUCCCACUGAGAAGGAUGAGGCACAAGAACAGCAAUCGUUCCUUCAGCGUGCCAAAUCCGUUGUUUCUGGCCAACCGGCUCGUCCUAGCACCAGACAGAGACCACCCAGCCAGCUCACUCAGUCUACAUCUACUCACUCUCCUCCGCUAGCCUCCCCUCAAGAACCGCCCACUCCAUCCGCCCACGAAAACCCUGACACUGCCCCUAGAAUUCCGCUUGGACGCUCUCGCACUGUCCAGCAUCGCCGAACAAGAUCAGAUCAGCUGGACCAUAGCGGCGCCGCAGCUGGAACAGCAAGCGUAAUCAAUCAGAUGUACCGCGGCCCUCCAAGCGGCCGCUCCCCGUCCGCUGGCCCCAUCAGCCCUGGUAUCAGCCCAUCCCUAUCAAAUAACGGCCCGUUCUUCGCCCCCGGCGCGGCAUCUAAGCGUUCAUCCGUCGCCACUGCACCAGGCGGUAUAGGGACCUCCACCUCCACGCGGAGUGCUGAUCGUCGUUUCAGCAGCGCUGCAAGCCUCACAAGCGAUCGAAGCGGAGAUGUUGGAUCCAUGGAAGGCGGCGCUGCCUCGGCCAGUCCUCCUCGCUCUAGUCCUGGCAUGAACAACUAUACCGGAGCGGUGAUGCAGCAGAGCAAGUUGCGUCCGCUACGCCUGGUGCAGGAGAACCAGGAGAUGGAUGCCGACUCCCAGGCUGAUGACGCUGCCCGCAAGAAGGCGAACAGAGGCAGUUGGGCAGGAUGGUUCAAUCGCGGCAGCUUCACGCUGUCUGAUUCCAGCAACUCGCGGCCAUCCUCCUGA